This is a messenger RNA of Coniosporium apollinis CBS 100218, 360 nucleotides long. RefSeq lists its product as uncharacterized. The coding region runs from base 1 to 360 and encodes 119 amino acids. The record is from RefSeq and is a predicted model, not a curated record. Lineage: Eukaryota; Fungi; Ascomycota; Dothideomycetes. The transcript has 2 exons.
AUGUUCUGGACAAUCGGCUGCCUGUACGGCGCUACAUCCGUAGUAUUCGGCGCCUUCGGUGCCCAUGGCCUCAAGAAGCGGAUAGCAGAUCCCGCAAAGCUCAAUAACUGGGCCACAGCAGCGCAUUAUCAGCUCGUGCACUCCGGCGUCCUCCUCCUCACUGCCUCCGUCGCGCCGAAGAACAAGGUCGCCGCAUCGCUGUUCACUAUUGGGAUGACAAUGUUUAGUGGAAGCAUAUAUCUGCUGGUUCUGGAUCCUCAACGGUUCAAGUUCCUUGGACCUGUCACGCCACUGGGAGGGUUAUGUCUUAUUGGGGGCUGGGCAGCGUUGGCGUUCGGGUCGCGGUUGCCCAUACGGUGA